Molecule: messenger RNA, 549 nt
Organism: Closterium sp. NIES-67
Lineage: Eukaryota; Viridiplantae; Streptophyta; Zygnematophyceae; Desmidiales; Closteriaceae
Source: the annotation of a GenBank genome assembly
GUGGCAGUAUGAGCAGCAGGCGAAGCAGCAGCAGCAGCAGCAGCAGCAGCAGCAGCAGCAGCAGCAGCAGCAGCAGCAGCAGCAGCAGCAGCAGCAGCAGCAGCAGCAGCAGCAGCAGCAGCAGCAGCAGCAGCAGCAGUAGCAGCAGCAGCAGCAGUAUCAGCAGCAGCAGCAACAGCAUCGACAGCACCAGCCGCCCAGUCAGAAGCAGCCGCUACUGUAGCCGCACCGGCGGUCAUGCCGAUAGUGACGACAGCGACAAUCAAACCGACAAUGCUGCCCCCUCUGCCGCGAGUAGCUGCUCAAAGGGGAAGGGGAAGGAGAAGGCACCUGAUGAGGAGGAGGUGGAGGAGGUGGGGGAGAUGGAGGAGGUGGAGGAGGUGGAGGAGGUGGAGGAGGUGGAGGAGGUGGAGGGAGAGGAGGGGGAGGAGGGGGAGGAGGGGGAGGAGGAGGGGGAUGAGGAGAUGGAAGAGGAUGAGGAUGAGGGAAUGGCAGAAGGGGAGGAGUGCAGCAAUGGUUUGAAUUGACCGUACUCUUUGUGCUAAAGCU